This is a messenger RNA of Ceraceosorus bombacis, 1865 nucleotides long. Lineage: Eukaryota; Fungi; Basidiomycota; Exobasidiomycetes; Ceraceosorales; Ceraceosoraceae. The record is from the annotation of a GenBank genome assembly.
AUGUCGAACCUUCCCAAAGAGCCAGAGUUCGAGCAGGCGAGUCAUAGCAACGCAGCGCCGAGCUUUGCAUGCACCCAGCUGACGAUACCUCAGCAAUGUGUCACUCUUUCGCUCGCAAUAGGCGCUGCACGAGGUGGAGACUACACUUGCGCCUUUCCUCAAGAAGUACCCCGAGUACAAGAAGGCGCUCGAGAUUGUCCAGAUCCCAGAGCGCAUCAUCCAAUUCCGUGUUGUCUGGGAAGAUGAUAAUCACCAAGCUCAAGUCAACCGCGGGUUUCGCGUGCAGGUGAGGCUCGAGUGAAGGAGGAUGUGAGACUAAACGUUUGUAUGCUGCAGCGAUCUUCUGACUUCGCGACCUCAAACUCGGCGUGUGCUCAGUUCAACAGCGCACUCGGACCUUACAAAGGAGGUCUCAGAUUGCAUCCCACAGUCAAUCUCAGCGUGCUCAAGUUCUUGGGCUUCGAGCAAGUCUUCAAGAAUGCAUUGACUGGCAUCCCUAUCGGAGGUGGUAAGGGUGGCUCUGACUUUGACCCAAAGGGCAAGAGCGACGCAGAGGUGCGCCGCUUCGUCAAGGUGAGCUGGAGCUGGCGUAUGAGAGCAUACCUGCGGAGCCAUGAGAGCUGACAACGUUGUGUCCAACUUCCUAGUCAUUUGCGACUGAGCUUUCGAGACACAUCGGAGCUGAUACUGAUGUUCCAGCUGGAGACAUUGGUUUCUCGACCAGGGAAGGUGGCUUCCUCUUCGUGAGUGAACGAAAAUGCCGUGCUGGCAUGCGCAGUGUGAUUUCAUGUUCUGAUUUGCGUCAUUGACUUUGGGGUUACCUUCAAUAGGGUCAGUACAAAGCCCUCAAGAACGAAUGGGUGGGCAUCCUGACGGGUAAGGCCCUUGACUGGGGUGGUUCCCACGUCAGGCCCGAAGCAACCGGCUAUGGAACUGUGUACUACGUGGAGCAUAUGCUUGCUCACGCGGGCCACGCCGACGGCUUCAAGGGCAAGCGCGUGAUCAUUAGCGGUUCGGGCCAAGUUGCGCAAUUUGCAGCACUGAAGGUGAUUGAGCUCGGCGGAACCGUCUUGACCUUCUCAGACUCAAAGGGUAGUCUGGUCGCCACUGGCGAAGCUGGCUUUACGAAGGAGGAGAUCGAAGAGAUUUACAAGAUCAAGUUCGCCAGGAAGGAGCUCUCCACCCUCGGUGACAAGGGCGGCAAAUACAAAUUCCAUGGCGAUAGCGCUCGCCCCUGGACACUUAUUGACAAGUGAGUCUGAUACAGCAGUCUUGCUCAAGCCCUCCUCGCGUCUUUGCAGAGUACCUAAUACAUCCUUCUUCUAUUAGAUACGAUGUGGCGCUUCCCUGUGCAACUCAGAACGAGAUGAAUGCGCAAGAAGCUGACUUUGCCAUCAAGGCUGGAUGCGUCGCAGUCGCAGAGGGAAGCAACAUGGGUUGCGACCCAGGCGCGAUCGACGCUUUUGAGAAGUCUCGCGUGGAGAAGGGCAAGAAGGGAACUUGGUACGGUCCAGGAAAGGCCGCCAACUCUGGUGGUGUGGCCGUAUCUGGUCUUGAGAUGCAACAGAACAAGGGUCUCACUCAGUGGACCCCAGAGGUUGUGGACGCCAAGUUGAAGGAUAUGUGAGUUGCGGCGCCUUGAGCCACCACGCAAAAAGAGAGAUUUUAGCUGACGCAUUGCGUCGCGCACUGGGCAUCCUCUACUCCGCAGCAUGAAGUCUGCUUUCCAACAAUGCUACGACGCUGGCGCAGAGUUCCCCCUAUCUGGAAGCAAGGAGGAGAUCCCUUCGCUGCUUGUAGGUGCCAACAUCGCGGGUUUCCGCCGCGUUGCCAACGCCAUGAAGGAUCAUGGUGACUGGUUUUAA